AAGACUUGCUACUAAGAUGGAGCUGCUGAAGGGACUGCCAUUGCACCGCACUUUCCUGGCUGUCAUCCUGAACCUGCUGGCUCUCACCCUCUCCACCACAGCCUUGCUGGGCAGCUACUGGUGCACUGGGACCCAAAAAGUACCCAAGCCUUUGUGUGGGAAGAGCAAAGCCUCCCAGUGCGUGGGUGUCCCCAUGCCAUCUGAUGCAGAUGCGAGCAAUGUUUCAUCUGAGGACACAGUGCAUUACAGCUGGGAGACUGGAGAUGAUCGCUUUGCCUUCAGAUACUUCCACACAGGGAUGUGGCUUUCCUGUGAAGAGAGCAUGGAAGGGCCAGAAGAGAAAUGCCGCAGCUUCAUUGAGCUUUCACCACCAGCAGAGAGAGGAAUCCUGUGGCUGUCACUGGGAUCAGAGAUGCUGUACAUCAGCUUGCUGCUCAUCAGCUUCAUCCUCCUGAUGGUGGAAAUUCUGCAUACUGGAAAUCCUGUCUGUGGGAUGAAACUCAAUGCCUUUGCUGCCGUAUCCUCAGUGCUGUCAGGUCUCCUUGGGAUGGUGGCACACAUGAUGUACACUCAAGUCUUCCAGGCAACAGUUAAUCUGGGACCAGAGGACUGGAGACCUCACACAUGGGACUAUGGCUGGGCAUUCUACAUGGCCUGGGCCUCCUUUACCUGCUGCAUGGCCUCUGCUGUCACCACUCUCAAUACCUACACCAAGACAAUACUGGAGUUCAAAAGGAAUCACAUCAAGGGAUAUGAUGGGACCCUCAAGGAUCACCCUCAGCAUCAUCAGUGCUUCAUACAGCAAAUAAGCAGCUACUAUGAGCCCAAAGGCAAGGCCUUCCAUUCAGUGUCUGAGGGAGUCAACUUCUACACUGAUCUGCAGCAGAAAAUACUACAGCGGGAACCAGAGCUGGACCUGGAUGAAGUCUUGGGCCAGACAAUCGGGGAGGAUUGCUGUUAG
This is a messenger RNA of Lonchura striata (white-rumped munia), 961 nucleotides long. RefSeq names its product germ cell associated 1 (gene GSG1). Gene Ontology annotation, cellular component: plasma membrane. NCBI's taxonomy places the organism in Eukaryota, Metazoa, Chordata, Aves, Passeriformes, Estrildidae. The record is from RefSeq and is a predicted model, not a curated record.